Molecule: messenger RNA, 2040 nt
Organism: Pyricularia grisea
Lineage: Eukaryota; Fungi; Ascomycota; Sordariomycetes; Magnaporthales; Pyriculariaceae
Exons: 5
Coding region: 323-1843 (506 amino acids)
Source: RefSeq, a predicted model, not a curated record
AUCACGGUUACACUAAAAACAAAACGACAUCUAAUCUUAACCUGGCACUAAAUCUCUUGGCUUUGCUUUCAUUCCCUCUACCUUAACUCUCCUUUUUUUCUACGCUUGUCUGUCUGUCUUGUCUUCCGACGACAUCAUCAUCACCGACCCCUCGCUGGUCGUUGUACCAUCCAUUUCAUCGUAUCCCGGAUUUUUUUUUCUUUCUCCCGCAGUCGCAGAUAAAAACAACAUUUGAUUGAACGAUUCGAUCUUGUACCUUCUUCCUCGGGUUAUGGUGACACAACCCCGUCCCAUGCCAAACAUGGUUUGAUCGCAAGAGAGCAUGUCCCUCGUCGAUAUCAGUAAUGUUGUCCUUUUGCUCAAUAAUCCGGCCCAGAGUAGCCAGGGCUCCGGGGCGAGCACGGUUAUCAGGAACCUAUCGGCCAGCUCAAAUCAAAUUGCCUACUCGUCACGGUUCUCAGAGAACUUGGUAACCCUGGCAUCGUCAUACGUUACCUCUUCCCAAAAUAUUCAGGGGCUUCUCUACGUCCCUGAUCUCAGCUCAAAAGACCCAUGCCAGAAGAAGGUUGCGUCUAUGGUGCCUUCGAAGGUUACCCGUCGGGCAAAUCUCCCAGCUGCAUCUUUUAACCUCGUUGGCCUCGCUCCGUGGAUUAGCACUGAAUGCACUCGGUCCUUCCUCGCGUCUGCGCGCGUGGAUCCCAUCCGUGCUUUCAUCUUCUACCGGGACACAAACAGCACCGAUGCACCGCCUCCUGCAGAUGAUGACCUUUGGGACCUGGAUGAGGACGACUCUUGGAAGCUUCAGAACAGGUUCCCCGUCUUUGCCGUUCCAGGUCGCGUUGGCGCCGAGAUGAUGACCCAACUCAGUCUUUACAGUGGUAACAUCACCAGUGUACCACUCGGCGACGAAAUCGCCGCCAUGUACGACCCGAGAGAGGAGGAUUUUGUGAGGAUAUGGACGACCAUGAAUGUUAACGUCGAUACAUCCUUCAACACUUUUUGGAUAUCGAUCCCUAUAUUUCUUGGCGUUUUGGUCGGAAUCGUUCUCGCAACUUCAAUUUUCUUACAAUGCGUUGCCCGUAAAAGACGCUCGAACUUGCGGAGACGAGUCCAAAUAGGCGAAGUUAACCUCGAAGCACUGGGAAUCAAGCGGGUCAAGGUACCGCUCAAUCAUGUGCAGAACUUCCCUGUAUUCACAUACGCAAACCAUUACGAUAACCCACCGCCAGGAUCACCUACCACCGUCUCUGCGCCGUCAACAACAGAGCAAGCACCGUCGUCCACGGCCCAGGAUUUGAGCAAUCUCAGUGAUCAACCCGAGUGCCUCAUCUGCCUGCAGCCUUAUGUCGACCGAGAAACAAUCAUCCGCGAACUCCCCUGUGGACACAUAUUCCAUCCUGACUGCAUAGACGAGUUCUUAUCCCAGUUCAGCUCCCUGUGCCCUCACUGUAAAACGUGCAUGCUACCCAAGGGCUACUCCCCACGCAUCACAAACAACAUGGUGCGCCGUGAGAUCGCGACGAGGAAGCUGCGUGAGCGCAUAGUCGUCAGUGACGAUGAGGAACGUGAUAUUGGCGGCAGCACCGACAAAAAGAUGGGGCUCAGUUGGGGUAGCGCACGGAAGAAACACGCACCUCGCACACAACCAACUGAUCACGACAGGGAAACAACGCAACCUGACGAUAUUGUGGAUGUUGAAGGGAGAGCAAGUCCCGGGACCAGGACGCGGCGAAGGAUGAGGGAGCUCGCGGGACCAGAUAUCGAGGGAGGCCUACCCAACAGUCAGGCUAACCAAUCGAUAUGGCAAAAAACCAAGGGCACCAUAUUCCCACAGUUCAAGUGAUGAUCUCGGAUUGGCUCAGGGGACACUAACGAUAUCUUGUUUUUCUUUUUUUUUUCUUGACGACGUGAUUAACGACACAUUACAUAUACCCGCUUAUAGAAAGCACUCGGAUGACUAUUUUCUUUUAUGAACUUUAUAAUACCCAACAGAAAUAUGAAGGCUUUAAAGUGCCUAGGCAGAUAUUUUGUACAGAUGAC